Molecule: messenger RNA, 804 nt
Organism: Daldinia childiae
Lineage: Eukaryota; Fungi; Ascomycota; Sordariomycetes; Xylariales; Hypoxylaceae
Product: Oxidoreductase AflX
Exons: 1
Coding region: 1-804 (267 amino acids)
Source: RefSeq, a predicted model, not a curated record
AUGUCUACCUACGCCGUCCUCGGCAGCACGGGUAAUUGCGGUUCUGCUCUCAUCCGAAAUCUUCUAGAGCACCACCCUCAGAGCCAAAUCAAUGCCUACUGUCGUAGUGAAGCCAAGCUGCAGAGAAUCGUGCCCGAAGUCAUCGACCACAAGCAGGUCAAAGUGUUCGAAGGGAGCAUCAACGAUAACACGCUGAUGGACAACUGCCUACGCGGAACGAAAGCCGUGUUCCUAGCAGUGACGAGUAACGACAACAUCCCUGGCGUCCGACUCAACACGGAUACUGCCUUGGUCGUACUUCGCACUCUGUACCGAUUACGAGACGAGGCGAGCCCGGCUCCGUAUACCCCGCCUAAGCUAGUAUUGCUCAGCGCGUGCUGUUUCGACGAGCAUCUCGGGCGCACGCAGCCGAUAUGGUUCCGGCCCAUCAUGCUGCGGGCCGCGUGCAACGUUUACUUGGAUCUGCAACGCGCGGAGGACGUCAUGCGUUCCCAUGACCAUUGGAUCAAGUCUAUCUACAUCAAGCCCGCCGGCCUAUCCCCGGAUAUCGCCCGCGGACACCGGCUUACAUUUGACGACCAAGAAAGCUUCCUGAGCUACAUGGAUCUUGCUGGCGGGAUGAUCGAGGCGGCCGACGAUGAUGAGGGGCGGUACGACGGGAGAAGUGUAGGUGUGGUGAAUAAGAUAUCUGGCAAGGGGGCUAAAGUGCCGCUUGAUACUCUAUUUUUAAUUUCAAUGGGCUUCGUUAGGUACCUUUUCCCUUUCCUCCACCCUUACUUGCCUGAAAGCACACUUGGGAGAUAG